UGUCGUUGCAAUUGGCGAGGAGGAGUCUCUGUGCGCGGCCCGACCAGGCGACUGUAACACGCUCGAUAAAAGCAAAGACAGCAUCGCCAUCUUGUCACUUUUUGGGUGAUCAGCGGGGGAUCCACCAUGGAGAUCUGGGCAAUAACUCUGGGGACGGAGGAAGGAAGGAGCACGAACCGACGCAAUGAACUGAUGAUCAUCACAGAAUCAUGCCCGCAGGGACGGCGGAUUGCAGCAGCCGCCUUGCGCAUGCAACAUGGCGGUUUAUAGCACGCCCCGUAAUAUGUCACGUCGGCAUCAAGUUGAUGAUUGUCCCGCCUGAUGGAUGGCUUGCGCUGCUGGACGGGCGAAGUUUGAAAAAGUUGUCCGGCGGCAUGGGUCGCGCACCGUGUUUGCAGACAGGACAGCGCACUAUACGGCACGGCACUGCGCAGCGGACCUGA
This is a messenger RNA of Gaeumannomyces tritici R3-111a-1, 443 nucleotides long. RefSeq lists its product as hypothetical. The transcript has a single exon. Bases 210 to 443 code for a protein of 77 amino acids. The record is from RefSeq and is a predicted model, not a curated record. NCBI's taxonomy places the organism in Eukaryota, Fungi, Ascomycota, Sordariomycetes, Magnaporthales, Magnaporthaceae.